UCACAAGCAGGCCGCCGCGGCAGCAGUGCAGCACGGCCUUAAAGCCAGCCGAACGGGCUUCGAUGCACAAGGCAACCACUCCCAUUUGCAGCGCACGAUCUCCGUCUUCAGCACCAGUUCACCCCACCGCAGAGAGAGAGAGCGAGCGAGCGAGAUGGCGACCGAGAUCCAAGGAUACUGCUCCGACGACGACACCUACGUGGUGUCUUUCGACGAGGACUGCUUCGAGGCAACGCUCACCAAAUCCGGCGGCGAGGUGGAGUCGUGGCUGGAGGAGACCUACCGCAUCCACCGCCGCUGCCGCCAUAUGCUCAUCGUCGGCCUCGACGUGGAGUGGCGCCCCGCCGCGCCCGUGCCGGGCCCCGUCGCCGUGCUGCAGAUCUGCGUCGACCGCCGCUGCCUCGUCUUCCAGAUCCUCCGCGCCGACUACGUACCCGACGCGCUGUCCGACUUCCUGGCUGAUCGCCGGUUCACCUUCGUCGGGGUCGGGAUCCGCGACGACGCGGCCAAGCUGCGGGACGGGUACGGGCUGGAGGUGCCGCGCACGGUGGACCUGCGCCGCCUUGCCGCGCGCACGCUCGGGAAGCCCGACCUCCGCCGCGCCGGGCUGCAGAGGCUGGUGUGGGAGGUGCUGGGCGUGCAGAUGGAGAAGCCGCACCACGUCCGCGUCAGCGCCUGGGACAAGCGCAAGCUGUCGAAGGCCCAGUUCAAGUACGCCUGCGCCGACGCGUUCGCGUCCAUGGAGGUCGGCCAGGAGCUCUACACCUGCCACUGCGGCGACGAGUGAUUGUAUCGUGUCGUGCCUUCAAAUAAUGGCGUGGCAUGUUAAAUUUCUGCACUAGUAGUAGUUAACUAGUUGUCGCCAAUGCAAUGUGUCGAUCGUAAUGUUUGUUGAUCGUAAUUUCUGCACUAGUAUCAGCCGUCGUUUGAUUCGGGUUAUUAUUUGUCGUAUGGUGCAUUCUGUAGCUGUUUGAUGAUUGGCGUCUCAAA
This is a messenger RNA of Sorghum bicolor (sorghum), 990 nucleotides long. RefSeq names its product Werner Syndrome-like exonuclease. Gene Ontology annotation, cellular component: nucleus; cytoplasm. Gene Ontology annotation, biological process: nucleobase-containing compound metabolic process. The transcript has a single exon. The record is from RefSeq and is a predicted model, not a curated record. Bases 155 to 787 code for a protein of 210 amino acids. NCBI's taxonomy places the organism in Eukaryota, Viridiplantae, Streptophyta, Magnoliopsida, Poales, Poaceae. Gene Ontology annotation, molecular function: nucleic acid binding; 3'-5' exonuclease activity.